CGACGUUCAUCGCUCUUCUUCAAAGCCGCUCUCCGAUUCUCCGUCGAACUUCAUCAUCGUUGUAAUUUGAAGUACUACAAUUGCAAUGGAAGCAAACCAAACUCAAACAAUGUCGAUGCAACUCCCUCACAAGGCAGCUCGUUGUCCUUUGAAGUUCAAAGUAACUCCAAAAGGUGUAUGGCCUAUAGAUGAAGAUAAGUUACUCGUAGGCACUGAUGGGACUCGCAUGCCUUCCACGGUGAAGCCAUCUGUGCUGUUGAACUCGGGCAAAAGGAAGCCAGAAAUGCCUCUGGACGGGCAAAGGUGCAAAAAGCAAAAGAUGCCCAUUGAUGAUCAAUGGCAAAGGAAAAGAGUUUCUGUUGCUGUAACUAAGAAGCUGGAGGCUAAUGUUCUGUUGAAGCCAUCUCCCAAGCGGGGCCCAGAGACGUCUCUCGAUGAUCAUUGCUGCAAACUUGAGUGCAGUAAGAUUUUGAAAGGACUGAUGGAUCGUAGACCAUCACAAGCAUUCAGUAAGCCGGUCGAUCCAGUGAAGACUCCGGAUUACUUCAAGAUGAUUAAGAAUCCAAUGGAUUUAGGAACGAUAAAACAUAAGCUCGAGAGGAAUAUGUACUCUGCUGCAAAGGAAUUUGCUGAUGACGUGCUGCUGACUUUUGGGAAUGCAAUGUCGUAUCACCCUCCUUCGUCUGAAGUUUAUCGCUCAGCAAGGCUAUUGAAGUGUAAUUUCGGGAGGAUGUGGGAAAUAUUGGAUGCAAAAUUGAAGCCAGUUGUAGAAAACAACCACCAAGUUAUGAAGCCAGCAGCUGGUCUUAUGAAAGCUCCCGUACCUGAAAAACGUGGCAACUCAAGGCAAACAUCACUUGAGAAAAGAUUGAAGUCAAAACCAGGCAUUAAGCAUGUCAAGCAAAGAAAGACAGCACUUAAUGGAUUCUCAUUGAUGAGCACAACUGUUGACGAAGAAUUAGCUAUUGAUGCUCGUACUCGUGGGGCUGCUCCCAAUGAAGAAAAAAGUCCUUGUUCAACCUCUGCCACGACUCCUGCAUCUGAAGAUUUGAACAUGAUUAUGAAUAGUUUCACACUUUUCAUAAUUGGUUACACUUCUAUAGGUUUCAUGGCUGGUGUCCAAGAGUUCCCAAAGAAGGCUUCACGGGUUGCAAUGCUCAAAAGCCGCUUUGCAGAUACUAUCUUCAAAGCUACACAUCCGUCACUUGAUGAAAAAACAAGGAUCAAAGAACAACUCAAAGCUGCUGAAAUGGCCUCCCGUGAGAGAGAAAGAAAUGCUGCAAGGAUGGCACUAGAGAUGAUGGAAAAGACUGCUGAGAUCGAUCGCCCUCCAAACAUGUUGGAAGAUAUGGAUAUUCUAUUUGGUCGCUAUCCAAAUUCGAAGUUAUUGGAGCAAAUUGGCUUGUUCUUGAAGGAGAACUAUGUGGAAGAUGAUGAUCCAGAAGAGGGAGAACUUUUCUAGUAGAAAUGUGAUUGUAUAUUCCCCCCAAAAAAAGGGAAGGAAUCGUAUAUUAAAAAUUGUAUAUACAUUCAUGAAUUGUAAUCUAUGAAGAAAAGUUCUUGA
Messenger RNA from Salvia splendens (bonfire salvia), 1564 nucleotides. Its product is annotated as transcription factor GTE10. Lineage: Eukaryota; Viridiplantae; Streptophyta; Magnoliopsida; Lamiales; Lamiaceae. The record is from RefSeq and is a predicted model, not a curated record. Gene Ontology annotation, molecular function: protein binding. The coding region runs from base 86 to 1462 and encodes 458 amino acids. The transcript has 7 exons.